AACUACCUCACAACGAAAGAGCCAAUCGACCAGAGAGGACUUCGAGUCACCUCUUUCUUAAAUAUGUCGACCUGUAUGAAUAUGGCGCCGGUAGACGUAAAGGUAGCUGCCAAAGGAAAAACAGAAGAGAAAGUUGAAUGCGCUGUCUGUGGAGACAAAUCAACUGGGAAACACUACGGAGUCAGCACRUGCGAAGGCUGUAAAAGUUUCUUCAAGAGAACUGUUCGUAACAGCACAAGCUACACAUGUAGAGCGCAGGGGAGUUGCCAGAUUGACCGCCAUACUCGAAGCCGCUGCCCUGCUUGUAGGUUUCAAAAAUGUAUCGACACCGGAAUGAAGAAAGAAGCUGUCCAAACAACCAAGCUUCCCGCUUUUCCAAACUUCCAGUUUCCAUUUUACGGGGCGGACAUGAACGCCAUGUACACAGCACAGACCAUGUUUCCACUAACMGUCUUCCAAUCACCUUUUAACACACCAAUCACUUUUCCAAUGGGAAUGUUCCCUAUCAACCAGUCUCGUCCCGACGCUGCUUACGAACUGGCCGCUAAUGUCCUCUUCUCAAUGAUGGACUGGGCAAAGAAACUUACGACGUUCAACCAUCUACUUGAGAACGACCAAAUCACCCUGUUAAAAAUGGCUUGGAGCGAUCUUUUUCUUCUCGAGGCAGCCCGCAGUCCUCUUUCYAUGUAUGUACAGCAGAUGUACUCCACAAUCAAUGCGCAGCUUUCAAUGGAUGUGAUUCUAAAAAGGAUGGAAUACGCGAGACUGUUUCARGAGCAACAGGAGAGGAUACGYAACCUUGGMAUGGACAUGACGGAGCAUUUUCACCUUAAGUGUAUUGUGCUAUUUAGAGCUGAUGGAUCUCUGAUAACACAGCCAAGACAAGUCGAAGUCUUACAAGACACUUCUCAAAGUUCUCUGGAACAAUACAUCAGAACCCAGUACUCCAACCAGCCCACUCGGUUCGGUAAACUCCUACUGAUGCUCUCAACGUUAAGAAAAGUUGAGCCCGCAGUGAUUGAACAGCUGUUUUUUUCUGAUGUGUUGCGCGGUGCAUCGAUGGGGGAAGUUCUAAAAAAGAUGUUGUCAAAUGGCGUUACAAACACGACGUCCCUUGCUGCUUUAGCUAACAAAGAMACUGCGUAAAUGCACAAAGAAGACUUAAAAGUCGAGGUUUGUGUAUAGUGAUAGACAGAAACAUCUAGAAACAGGUUUUCUGUGAGACUACACGUGUACAUAUAGAACAGACUGGUCUUUUCAAAUCGUAAAUAUGGUCAUGUGUUAUGUCCCAAAAAAGAUAUUUUUAGUAGCAAGGACCAUAGUUAAUAAUAGAGUGMAAUGGUUUGGAAACCUUUUGUUGUACUUUUUGUACAUCUUUUGUAUUUGUUUGGACGGUUGAAUCAGUCAAGACCGUGCACAACGUUUUUCUUACGGACGAUGGAAAUUGCAAAAUGACUAACAUAAACACCCUCUAUGAAAUUAUGAAAUGAAAUAUUUCAAUAUUGAUURAAAUGUUUGUGCAUUUUGAAGAAAUAGUCAAAAGAAUAAUUUUCGCUUUGUUCAUUCAGGUGCCUGACCAGUAUGACUAAAACAAUAGUUAAACAAAUGAUUGUACACUGUCACGCUUGAAAAAAAGUGCACCAAAACCUACAACAAAAGGCUUCCUAACCAUUUCCCUCUCUACAAACUAUACAAAGACCUAUACAAUUACUCAUGAACUACUCAUGAACUACGUACUAGAUGUUCUCAAAAAACUAAAGACAUGGCAGCCGUAUUCAUGUGCAGAGAUCGAUAAUAGCCAAUGAGAAAUCUCGUCUUUAUUAAGGCCGCUUGAAAUUUCGUGGAAACUAAGAAUAAGUAUAUAAAAUGAGAGGGAGUACUAAGCAAUGAAGGAAGAGAGUUUGAGUAAUUAUUAACUAUUAUUGAUUAAUGUGUGAGUAUUCAUUAACCAGAUAAGAAGCACAGUGUUUGCAUUAUCUAAAGAUGAAAUACAAAAUAUAGWAGUUUGAGAAUUACGGUUCCUCACGGUUCAACUUUGUUCGAAUCUAAAUCAUUUAUUAGUGCAGCUUAGUUUAGAUCACCUCAAUCGACAAACACGCGUUUUUUUUGCAUUUUAUUGCUCAAGUUUCCUCAAGGGAAUUUAAAAAAAAACAAUGCAAAACGUAUUUUGGGGUGAUUGAAAAGAUUAUAUGUACACCAGUCAGCCCUUAAAGAAAAUUAAGGAUUGAAAGACUGCCUGAUGUUGUAAACAUAGUUUGAAAACGGUUUUGGAUAAUUUGUUUAACUAUUUUUAGUAUCCCGCCAAACUAUGAAUUCUAAUUCUCAUUCUCAUGUUUUUGUUAGACCUUUGUCGUAUCGAGUAAAGCGAAAAUAAAUCAAAACAAAUUGUCUAGAACAGUAUGCUCUUUUGUCAAAUUUAUGCUAUUAUUUGCUGGAUACCACAACAAUAUAUUAGACAAAUCUGUGUCGUGGAAUACGAGUUGAGAGUCUCGAUACCUAUUUGUUAAAUAACUUUACCAAGCUAUCUAUCCUCACAAAUGUGUCUUCAUUCAAUGAAGCUUCACGAUGAACAUUCAAACAAAAACGAUGUCAGACUAAAUGUAGCAUAGUUAUAUAGCUACAUAUUUUAAAAGAUACAGUGCUUUACUGUCAAUACAAAUAUGUUUUAUAUAGAAUAAUAUUUAUAAUAUAUAUCUAUAGGAUACAAAAACCAGUUAUAAUAUAUGCAUGWCUAUUAUUUCUAAAUUUCUGUAGCAUUUUGUAUAAAGAUUAGCAUAUGAAAAAAGAAUAAACAGGUAUAUACCACCAGUGCUAGUUAAGUCUUCUUUAAUU
Molecule: messenger RNA, 2832 nt
Organism: Exaiptasia diaphana
Lineage: Eukaryota; Metazoa; Cnidaria; Anthozoa; Actiniaria; Aiptasiidae
Product: COUP transcription factor 2
Exons: 3
Coding region: 64-1146 (360 amino acids)
Biological process (GO): anatomical structure development; cell differentiation; regulation of transcription by RNA polymerase II
Molecular function (GO): zinc ion binding; nuclear receptor activity; RNA polymerase II cis-regulatory region sequence-specific DNA binding
Source: RefSeq, a predicted model, not a curated record